This is a messenger RNA of Anopheles marshallii, 819 nucleotides long. RefSeq names its product 40S ribosomal protein S3a (gene RpS3A). Gene Ontology annotation, molecular function: structural constituent of ribosome. Gene Ontology annotation, biological process: translation. The transcript has 3 exons. The record is from RefSeq and is a predicted model, not a curated record. NCBI's taxonomy places the organism in Eukaryota, Metazoa, Arthropoda, Insecta, Diptera, Culicidae. The coding region runs from base 10 to 819 and encodes 269 amino acids. Gene Ontology annotation, cellular component: ribosome; cytosol.
AGUGUAACCAUGGCGGUCGGCAAAAAUAAGGGUGUCUCUAAAGGAGGCAAGAAAGGUUCGAAAAAGAAGGUCGUGGAUCCGUUCACGCGCAAGGACUGGUACGAUGUGAAAGCCCCGAACAUGUUCAAGAACCGCCAGGUCGGUAAAACUCUGGUAAACCGUACCCAGGGCACGCGCAUCGCUUCCGACGGUCUGAAGGGCCGCGUGUUUGAGGUGUCGUUGGCCGACCUGCAGAACGAACCUGAUGCGGAGAGAUCUUUCCGCAAGUUCAAGCUGGUUGCCGAAAGCGUGAAUGGCCGUGAUGUUCUUACCAAUUUCCACGGUAUGGACCUGACGACCGACAAGCUGCGAUCCAUGGUCAAGAAAUGGCAAACCCUGAUCGAGUGCUCGGUUGAUGUGAAGACCACCGAUGGCUUCGUGCUGCGUGUGUUCUGCAUCGGAUUCACCAUCAAGGACUCGAUGUCGCAGCGCAAGACCUGCUACGCCCAACACUCGCAGAUCAAGAACAUCCGCGCCAAGAUGACGGCCAUCAUCAAGCGCGAGAUCACUAGCACGGAUCUGAAGGGCGUCGUGGAAAAACUGCUGCCCGAUUCGAUUGCCAAGGAUAUCGAGAAGGCAUGCCAGGUUGUGUACCCCCUGCACGAUGUCUACAUCCGUAAGGUGAAGGUACUGAAGAAGCCACGGUUCGAUCUGUCCAGUCUGAUGGAACUGCACGGCGAUGGUGGUGGUAAGGCUGCUGAAGUGUCGACCGGUGCGGCUUCCGGUGUCGUCGUUGACCGCCCAGAAGGUUACGAGCCACCAGUGCAGACGUCCGUUUAA